AUGCUACGCCAGAUACUGGAGAAAGGAAGAGAUACCGGAGAUGGACGAAUGGGAAACGAAGCUUAUGGAGGUGAACCUCUGAAAUGUGAAACAUGUAACCAGGAUGGCUAUACGUGUAGAGGACCGCAUUGGCCCUGUGACGAUCACUUCAAAACCUGUGUUGUAGUAUUAGUUGAACACACACAUUAUGGAAAACCUCAACUGAGAACAGUAAAAACCUGCGAGCACACACGUUUGUGCAACAGGAGUAUGAGUUAUCUGAAUAUGGGUCAAGGGAGAUAUGAACGGUCAAGUAUCGUCUGUUGUAUAGGGGAGGCCUGCAAGACUGCUGUUCCCCGAUUCCAACCAGAGCUCAUCAAACCCAAUGGGAAGUCCUGCCCGGCCUGCUUUGCCCCCAACACUACUGGGUGUGGAUCCGCCAGAGUAGAUUGUUCUGGAAACGAGGACUUCUGCUUGAAUACAAUGCAAAGAAUUUCAGUAGGUAAUACCAAAUUUUAA
This is a messenger RNA of Anolis sagrei ordinatus, 498 nucleotides long. NCBI's taxonomy places the organism in Eukaryota, Metazoa, Chordata, Lepidosauria, Squamata, Anolidae. The record is from RefSeq and is a predicted model, not a curated record.